Molecule: messenger RNA, 4037 nt
Organism: Pseudopipra pipra
Lineage: Eukaryota; Metazoa; Chordata; Aves; Passeriformes; Pipridae
Gene: ZNF710
Product: zinc finger protein 710
Exons: 7
Coding region: 1038-3410 (790 amino acids)
Source: RefSeq, a predicted model, not a curated record
GACCGGGAAGGGCUGUGGAGCGAACGGGGCAGCGCAUCGCGCGUCCUGAUUGGCUGGGGCCGCUCAGCCUCCAACCUCCACGGUCUGAUUAGCUGAGGCAGCUGGAUCCGCAAUCUGAUUGGCUGAGAUGUCUGGAGCAUUCUGAAUCCGCUCUCUGAUUGGCUGGGGCGGCUGGAGGCUCCUGAAUCCGAUUCCUGAUUGGCUGGGGCGGACGCGCAGCUGCUCCCUGACAGCCGGCGGGGCCGGGGCCGGUCCGGCCGAGCCCGAGCCCCAGUCCCUGAGCCCCGAGCCCUGAUCUCUGAGCCCCAGUCCCUGAGCUCCGAGCCCUGAUCUCUGAGCCCCAGUCCCUGAGCCCCGAGCCCUGAUCUCUGAGCCCCAGUCCCUGAGCUCCGAGCCCUGAUCUCUGAGCCCCGGUGUCUGAGCCCCGAGCCCUGAUCUCUGAGCCCCGGUGUCUGAGCCCCGAGCCCUGAGCCCCGGUCCCUGAGCCCCGACCGGGCUCCCGCUCCGCCCGCUCCCCGUCUGGCUCUGCCCGCGCCCGCUCCGUGUCCCACCCUGUGUCCUGCCCUGUGCCCUGCUCCAUGCCCCGAUCUCUAUCCUGCUCCAUGUCCCGCUCCGUGCCCCGCCAGGUGCCAGGUCCGGGCGCACCCCCUGCUGAGGCCCCCGCGGGAAUUCAGAGGAGCGAAUCUCCCUGUGCCGCGUCUCUUCCCAUCCGUAUUUGCAUGUAUUUACGCAGGCAGAGCCGUUCUCGGGCCGCGCGGGGCGAGGCCGGGCUGGGAACUUGGGCAGGGAAGUGGCGGUUUGGGGACCGGUGACGCCUCCGGGUCCGGGCUCCGAAAGGCCCCGGCAGGGACGUGAAGGGGUGCUGGGCAGACCCCGCCAGGCGCGGGGGAUGUGAGCACCGGCAGCGGGGACGGAGCGGGGAGCUCGGUUUUCACCGAGACUACAAAAAAUCAGAAAAGCAGAAGUGCGCCCAGACAAAGGGCUGCGUGUGGAGACAAACUCUGCUGCGAUUAGUCUGGCCGGCGCCACCUGCUUCCAUGGAGAUGAGAAUCUCCCGACGCACCAGUCGAAUCCCGGCUGCCUCCGCGUGCUCCUUCCUCCAUGGGGAGGAGACCUUCCUCCUUCUCUUCCUCCUCCUCCUCCUCCUCCUCCCGAUAGGAGCCGGAGCCUGCAGCCCGCACACCCUUGGCCGUUGCCACCCACUCUCCUUCCUACGCCACAUCCCAUCCCUCCCUUUGGGGACCGGCUGCCCGCUGCUAUCACAUCCCCACGGGCAUCGCCGGGCCCGGAGCCGCCGCCGCCGCCCCGUGGAGCCGCCGGGGGACCUGUGUUCCUGCCUAUGCACUGUGCACCUCGACACGCUGCGCUGGGCAGCGUGGGAGCUGCUGUGGGAACGGGAAUUUCCUGGGGAUCGCAGGUGGGAGCCACGAACAGCGCUGGGAUGCCAUGACGGCGUAGGCCAGUGGCGAGAGAUGAACCGGUUCAGCGAGUGCGGGACGCAGACGGAUGCGGUGGUGGUGCUGUCCCUGGCACAGGCUGCAGUCCUGGGCCUGGUGUCCGAUAAUGAACUGCUUGGGGCCACCAUCACCCCUGCUGGCUUCUUCCCGGGGCUGGCCGGGGAGCUGCCGGACAACACCGCGGCAGAGCCUGGGGAGCCCGAGGGCGAGGAGCAGGUGCUCGGGGAUGGGCAGGAUGAGGACACCCUGGAAGCAGAGUUCUCCCUGGAGAAGCACGCCCGGAGGAGGAAGCGGCCACCUGUGAGGCUGGUGCCCAAGGUCAAGAGUGAGAAGGCAGAGGUGGAGGCAGAAACGUCAUACGACACGCCCGUCCCUGGGGACGACGAAGGCGAGGGGCAGCGAGGCCACCCGCCCCAGCCCCCAGAGCCCGGCCAGGAGCCGGCAGUGCACAGCGGUGCCAUGAAGAUGAUUGACCUGGGCACCUUCAGCAGGAAGCCCCGGCGCCUGCGGCACCUGCGGCGGCACCGGGAGCUGGAGGGCACCGAGCGGCGCCGCGGGGGUGACGACCCAGAGGGCGGCCCCGCGGGGGCCCUGCGGACCACGGGCACGUUCGAGGCGGGCGCCCCGUCCCCUGGUGAGGUGGAGGCCCCCGCGCCGGGGGACCCCGAGCAGGUGAAGAGCGAGCAGGGCUGUGGCUGGCAGGAGCCAGGGGAGCUGGAGGCAGAGGUGGCCGGUGGCACCAGCGAGCGCAGCAGGAAGGCGCAGCUGGACCGGCUGGACAUCAACGUGCAGAUCGACGACUCCUACCUGGUGGAGGCCGGGGACCGCCAGAAGCGCUGGCAGUGCCGCAUGUGCGAGAAGUCCUACACCUCCAAGUACAACCUGGUGACCCACAUCCUGGGCCACAAUGGCAUCAAGCCCCACUCCUGCCCACACUGCAACAAGCUGUUCAAGCAGCCCAGCCACCUGCAGACCCACCUGCUGACCCACCAGGGCACGCGGCCCCACAAGUGCGGGGUGUGCAGCAAAGCUUUCACCCAGACCAGCCACCUGAAGCGGCACAUGCUGCUGCACACUGACAUCAAGCCCUACAGCUGCCGCUUCUGUGGCCGUGGCUUUGCCUACCCCAGCGAGCUGAAGGCGCACGAGGUGAAGCACGAGAGUGGGCGCUGCCACGUGUGCGUGGAGUGCGGGCUGGACUUCUCCACGCUCACCCAGCUGAAGCGACACCUGGCCACACACCAGGGCCCCACGCUCUACCAGUGCCUGGAGUGCAGCAAAUCCUUCCACUACCGCAGCCAGCUGCAGAACCACAUGCUGAAGCACCAGAAUGUCCGGCCCUUUGUCUGCACAGAGUGUGGGAUGGAGUUCAGCCAGAUCCACCACCUCAAGCAGCACUCGCUCACGCACAAGGGUGUGAAGGAGUUCAAGUGCGAGGUGUGCGGGCGGGAGUUCACGCUCCAGGCCAACAUGAAGCGGCACAUGCUGAUCCACACCAGUGUCCGCCCCUACCAGUGCCACAUCUGCUUCAAGACCUUCGUGCAGAAGCAGACGCUCAAGACCCACAUGAUCGUGCACUCGCCUGUGAAGCCAUUCAAGUGCAAGGUCUGUGGGAAGUCCUUCAACCGCAUGUACAACCUGCUGGGCCACAUGCACCUGCACGCUGGCAGCAAGCCCUUCAAGUGUCCCUACUGCUCCAGCAAGUUCAACCUGAAGGGCAACCUCAGCCGGCACAUGAAGGUCAAGCAUGGGGUGAUGGACAUCAGCCUGGACAGCCAAGAUGCCAUGAUGGAGCUGGCCGGGCCCGACCACGCCGAGCUGGAUGGGCAGCAGGAGAUGGACGACUUUGAGGAGGAGAACUCUUACAGCUACGGGGCAGUGGGCAACCCCCCGGACGAGCACGCGCUGGCCGAGCAGGCCAUGAAGGAGAUGGCGUACUACAACAUGUUGUAGCCGGGGCUGGCAGGGCUGUGGGGGCUUGGCAGGGUGAGAGGGGCUGCGGCAUCCAGCCAGACCCCCUAGAACUGGAGGUGGUGCUCCUGCUGGGGUUGGAGAACACAGGGAUGUCCAGAAGCCUUUGCCGGACCUGCCGUGGCUCCGCUGCUGCCCCCCUGCCCACGCCCCGUGACUUGAAACUGCGGGCAGGGGAGGCACAACCCAGAAAAUCACUGAAUGGGUAAGGGUGGAAGGGGCCGCAGUGGGGCAAGAUGAUGAGCAUCACUAACUAUUCUACCUCCUGGGUCCCCCCUCGGGUGUGCUGGAGCUCCCCCCGGGCUCCCCAGGGGGCAGAAGCCCCUGUCCGCGGGAGGAGGUGGGUGUGCCCUCCUGCUCUCCCUGGGGCCCCCUGUACCAGGCUCUGGGGCACAGAACAGAGUAUUUUCAUAGAAGCUCAGGGCGCAGUCGGUGCCCACAGCUCGGGGUCCAAAGCUGCAGACGGCGGCAUAUCCAGGGGAGGCAAACCCAGCCCAGCCCCAGCAAAUGAUGGUAUUUUGAAAGUAAUUUAUUUUUUUCAGAUGUGCCGCGUGGUUGGAUUUAUCUUUUCACCAAGUUCAGUUCCCUUCAACCAAUGUGCUUUGUAAA